AUGGCAGCGUUCCAGCACCUUGCGAUUGUCGUGCUCGCUUGCUACUUGGCAGUCGCCAGCGCGGUGCCGGGGGUCAAGAUCACCAUCCGUUGGGACAACAAGGCCGAUGAGGUGAUCAAACAGGCAGUGCCCGAGACCCGCAAGAACCUGGCCAACAUCCUGUGCGGCAAAAUCUCCGAGAAGUCGAUCAUCCUGCCCAAGAAGGGUACACCCUCCCUGGUGGACAAGAGCAACCUCGUGGAUUCCUCCUCCACAGCGAUCUACUACUGCCUCGCCGCCGACGGCAAGCAGUCCACGGCAGCCAAGAUCUACGCCGCCUGCGCGAACAAGAAGAAUCAGGAGGAGUUCAAGGACGAGAUGGAGGAUGACACGGAUUUCCCUGAGCUCGAGGUGGAGGCCAUCACUUGCGACCCCAACUUUGUCCAGAUCCCCUGA
This is a messenger RNA of Monoraphidium neglectum, 435 nucleotides long. RefSeq lists its product as hypothetical. Lineage: Eukaryota; Viridiplantae; Chlorophyta; Chlorophyceae; Sphaeropleales; Selenastraceae. The record is from RefSeq and is a predicted model, not a curated record. The transcript has 7 exons. Bases 1 to 435 code for a protein of 144 amino acids.